ACGCCUGGAUUAGAUAGGGCGAAUCUAAUGCCAACCUCCCAUGGCUGAAAUUCAACGAAUAACUCUUCCUGUCUCAUCCAAAUGUGCCACUGACGGUUAAGGGGACGCAGUAAAGCCUGCGAAGGUCCAUGAGACCCCAAACUCACGCUGCUUGUAGCAGUAGACCGCCAACCGCUUUUCGGCGUGGCAGUGCGUCUUCUGUUCCUCCGGAGAAGUUUGUUCUGUCGCUAUUCGACGCCGGAAACCAUGCUUCCCGGAGAUUUUGGACCCCUAAACGCCGCCGUAUGGUCAGUUUAUCUGCCCAUCCCUCUUGUAUCAAGGCUAGUAAGUCUGACGACUAUGGCCGUAGUACCAGAAGGGAAUAUUUAACUGAAAAUUUGGAAUCAUCGGAUGAGGCUCGAAGCACCAGGCGACAAGUGUUGUUCGUGCCAGUUCUUGCCAUGGGAGCGUCAUUUCUGUUCGCAGCGGCAGCGAGGGCCGAUGAUAAAGUGGCUGUCACUGCGACACCGUCGCCGACGGAGGUGAAAGCAGCAGUGGACUUGCCGGCUUCAAAGCCUGAGGAGCAGAAGGAGGAGGAGGAGGAGGAUGUAAUAACGUCGAGGAUAUACGACGCGACGGUUAUUGGUGAACCAUUGGCAGUUGGGAAAGAUAAAUGGAAAGUGUGGGAGAAGUUGAUGAAUGCUCGAGUAGUGUAUUUGGGUGAAGCGGAGCAGGUUCCAGUUCGAGACGAUAGGGAAUUGGAGUUGGAAAUAGUCAAGAAUUUGCACAAACGAUGCACCGGGAGCGAAAAGCGAUUAUCUUUGGCUCUUGAGGCAUUUCCAUCUAAUCUGCAGGAGCAGCUCAAUCAGUAUAUCGAUAAGAAGAUAGAUGGAGAAACCUUAAGGUCUUAUACAUUACAUUGGCCACCUCAAAGGUGGCAGGAGUAUGAACCUCUUUUUAGCUACUGUCGUGAUAGUGAAAUCCGUCUCAUUGCUUGUGGUACCCCACUAAAGGUCUUAAGGACUGUGCAAGCAGAAGGAAUUCGUGGGCUUUCAAGGGCUGAUCGUAAACUAUAUGCUCCUCCUGCCGGUUCAGGCUUCAUAUCAGGCUUUACUUCCAUCUCACGAAGAUCAUCAAUAGAUAUGACUAAUCCAAAUCCAUCUAUUCCUUUUGGUCCAAGCUCAUAUCUAUCUGCACAAGCAAGAGUAGUUGAAGAUUACACUAUGUCCCGCAUUAUCUUACAAAAUGUGCAGGAGGAAGGUCCUGGUGGCAUGUUAUUAGUUGUGACCGGUGCCAGCCACAUUUCUUAUGGAUCUAGAGGAACUGGAGUGCCAGCAAGAAUUUCAAGGAAAAUGCAGAAGAAAAAUCAAGUUGUUGUAUUACUUGAUCCUGAGAGGCAACUCAUUCGUAGAGAGGGAGAAGUUCCUAUUGCUGAUUUCUUGUGGUAUUCUGCUGCCAGACCAUGUAGUAGAAACUGCUUUGAUCGUGCUGAGGUUGCACGGGUUAUGAAUGCUGCUGGUCGAAAGAGAGAUGCCCUCCCACAGGAUCUUCAAAAGGGAAUUGAUCUUGGUUUGGUAUCACCUGAAGUGUUACAGAACUUUUUCGAUCUAGAGCAGUAUCCACUGGUUUCCGAACUGACUCAUAGAUUCCAGGGAUUUAGGGAACGAUUGUUGGCGGAUCCCAAAUUCUUGCAUAGAUUAGCCAUAGAGGAAGCUAUAUCAAUUACAACUUCACUGAUAGCUCAGUAUGAAAAGCGGAAGGAAAAUUUUUUUGAAGAGCUUGACUAUGUUAUAACAGACUUAGUCAGGGGAUCAAUCGUUGAUUUCUUCACAGUGUGGCUUCCUGCCCCGACUUUGUCAUUCCUUUCAUAUGCUGAUGAGAUGAAUGCACCUGACAACAUUGAUGCUUUGAGAGGUCUUCUGGGCUCUAUCCCAGACAAUGCAUUUCAGAAGAGUCCCGUGGGGACCAACUGGAGCCUCAAUCAUAGAGUUGCUUCUGUUUUAUUUGGUGGUUUAAAACUUGCUGGUGUUGGAUUUGUCUCAAGUGUAGGAGCUGUGGCUUCAUCAAAUGCAUUGUUUACAAUUCGUAGAUUCUUUAAUCCAGCAGUUAUUUCUAAUCAACGGAUUAUAAGAUCACCGAUGCUCAAAACAGCAGUUGUUUAUGCAUGUUUUCUUGGAAUAUCUGCAAAUCUUCGCUAUCAGAUUAUUGCUGGAGUUGUGGAGCACCGGCUUUCUGAACAGUUUUCAUCCCAAACACUUCUUGUAAAUAUGAUAUCUUUUGUUGCUCGGAUAAUCAAUUCUUAUUGGGGAACUCAGCAAUGGAUUGACAUCGCACGAUUUACUGGACUGCAAGUUAAAAUGACCGAAUCAUCCUCCCUACAAAUCCCAGAUUCUCCCAAUCAUGCUGCAAUUGCAUGCAACGAAACAGAAGAAACUGGCGUUGAUGAUGUCCAAAGUAAGUGAGAUGAAAUUACUCCGGUCACAUUUUCAGUAGUUUGUGCUACUCUUUCGAGGAAAAAUGUGUAUACAGUUCCCCCCCCCCCCCGCCCCCAAAAAAAUAAAUCAUAAACCUGAUAGUUUUAUUGGAAAACCUGGCAGAAAAAUAUAAAGAAUUGUAUCUGAGUUUACUUCUUGCACAAUUGAUAGACACAACCGAAUAGGGUUUUCUAAUUUUUUAAUGUUUAUUUUCCUCUUUGAGUAGCACGAAAGUUUCUUUUACUAUUCAAUUGCAUAUCUCUUUUUAUGAUUCUCCCAGUUUAGUGAAUGAAGUGGCGAACAUUAUAGAUGCGA
Molecule: messenger RNA, 2768 nt
Organism: Prosopis cineraria
Lineage: Eukaryota; Viridiplantae; Streptophyta; Magnoliopsida; Fabales; Fabaceae
Product: protein RETICULATA-RELATED 5, chloroplastic-like
Exons: 7
Coding region: 129-2441 (770 amino acids)
Source: RefSeq, a predicted model, not a curated record